Messenger RNA from Procambarus clarkii (red swamp crayfish), 1536 nucleotides. RefSeq names its product Parkinson disease protein 7 homolog. Lineage: Eukaryota; Metazoa; Arthropoda; Malacostraca; Decapoda; Cambaridae. Gene Ontology annotation, biological process: response to oxidative stress; glycolate biosynthetic process; glyoxal metabolic process. The record is from RefSeq and is a predicted model, not a curated record. Gene Ontology annotation, cellular component: cytoplasm; mitochondrion; nucleus.
CCCGGCUCGACCCCAGCCUCCUCCUCAGCUCCCUGACAAGUCACUCCGCCGCUUCCAGCUCCCGCAUAUUACUUGGCUCUUGUCUCUCUCAUUCACAGGAACAGUGUCAACUAUGGCUGGCAAGAGUGCCUUGGUGAUUCUGGCCGAGGGAGCCGAGGAGAUGGAAGCUGUCAUUGCCAUCGACACGCUGAGGCGAGGCGGGGUGACCGUAACUGUAGCUGGGUUGAAUGGUGGUGGUCCUGUACAGUGCAGCAGAGAUGUGGUGAUCCAUCCUGAUGUUGCUCUUGAUGAUGCUAUAUCUAAAGGCCCUUAUGAUGCCAUUGUUCUCCCAGGUGGACUAAAGGGAUCUGAAAGUCUUGGACAGAGCUCUGAGGUGAAGUCCAUCUUGACUGAGCAGGAAAAGGCUGGCAGAGUUAUUGGUGCCAUUUGUGCAGCUCCUGCUGUGUCUCUAACUGCUCAUGGCAUUGGUGAGGGCAAAAGUGUGACAUGCUACCCAUCACUGAAGGCUAGUCUGUUGAAGUCUGGAAAAUACACCUACUUGGAGAAGCGUGUGGUAGUUGAUGGAAACCUCAUCACAUCCCAAGGACCGGGGACAGCUUUUGAGUUUGGUCUGGCUUUAGUAGAGAAGUUGGUUGAUGCAGAGAGAAAAACAACAGUUGCCAAGGGUAUGCUUCUUGAAUAACUGGUGUUGUGGAACUUAAAUUUCAUGUAUCAUUGACUAUGAAUUACUUCAGGUGUGUUCCUUUGUAUGCUUGAAACAAAAUUAUACAUAUUAUAGUGUACAGUAUUUAGAAGUUAAUAUUGCACUAAUUAUUUUGAUGGUAUGUGUGCUCAUACUAUGGUAUUUAGUAAAGUCACCUAUGAGAUAGGAUAAAUAUCAUGGAACAAUUGCAAGACAUAAUGUAAAUCAGUCGCUUGUAAAUUGAUAAUGUUAUAAUAAUCUUGUAUAAGGCAUUGGAAGUAGUUGGGCUGUGUUUGGUACAGCUCUUGUCAGACUAACAAAUGUGCGAUUUGAACUACAGUAGGGUUUGUAUAAAUAUAAAUAAACAGGGCUGUUAAGGAGCAUGCAUUAUAAACAUUUUAUUUCAUAAGUUAACUUUACCCGUAUCUUUGCAAAUGCUGUCGAGGCUUCAUGACCUUUAACAAUGAAAUUUGGUAGGAUGGCAUAUUGUAAUGAAUAGUGCACCAAGUAUAGAUAAAUGUAAAAGAAUGAGGCGGGUUGAUUUUUAGUUGAAGAAUACAUUGCUCCACCUCUGAAGUACUUAAAUGUGAAAAUCUUGCACAUGUAAGGAAAUUAGUGGACUUUAAACGCAUAACUGUUGCCGAUUAUUUUUUGCCAUUAUAGUAAUAGCUUUGCCUAUACAAGGGAAACCCACAUUUCCAUGACCCAUUAUGGAAAAACUUUUGAGGCAAAAGUCAGUCUUGCUUAAAGCAGUUAUUUUUAAUAUAGGAAUGUUCAGCUAUGGGAAGUAAGUUACAUAAGCAUCUAUUAAAAGUGAACAUGUGUGUAGCAGUUCAAUAAAAAUACAAAGAUUA